This is a messenger RNA of Bathycoccus prasinos, 2364 nucleotides long. RefSeq lists its product with no specific name. The record is from RefSeq and is a predicted model, not a curated record. The coding region runs from base 1 to 2364 and encodes 787 amino acids. The transcript has a single exon. Gene Ontology annotation, molecular function: protein binding. NCBI's taxonomy places the organism in Eukaryota, Viridiplantae, Chlorophyta, Mamiellophyceae, Mamiellales, Bathycoccaceae.
AUGGAAGACAACGAAGAAGAAGACAAAGAAGGAGAAGAAUUGGACCGAACGGUCGUCGUGAACGAUUCUCCGACGAAAAGUUUGAGUAAAGCUGAUUAUGCUGAUGAAGAAAACGCGACGACGAAGAAGAAGAGCUUUACACCCAUAAACGCGACGAUGAACGAACGAAUGAAGAAACUCUUCUCGAAAGAAAAUCGAGAGAUUUUCGCAAAGAACGCGAAAGAGACGACGUUUAAAGCGGGCACUUUGUUGCAAGACGUGUCGAGUAAAUCGUUCGUGAAGAUGAAAGAAAGUGUGCAGAAAAUGAAAGAGUUGAGCGUUACUAAGAAGAAUGCAGACGAGAACGAAAACGACGACGACGCGAAAGCGAAGAAACGCGUGGAACGAGGGAUACGCGCGAGCACGACGGAAACGAAUAACAACGCUGAUAUAUUCUUGGACGUGGAGGACGACUUGCGGUUUCUCGGGUACGCGGACGGCGACCACGCGACGUUGGCGAAAGUUACGGUGAUGAAAUGGAGCGUGAUGUUUCCUAGGUGUUUAGCAGUUGGAAGAGAAGAUGGAACAAUACGAGUGAUUGUGUUUGGGAGUAAGAAUGGUAUGGAUAAUAGGGCAAAAAAUAAGAAGAAGGAGAAGAACAAAGAGGCGAAAGAAGCGACGAGCGAGAAGCGCGCCGCUACGAAUGAUAUUAGCCAGCAGCAAAAAGAAGAGGAAGAAGAAGGAAACGAGAAAAAACAACACAAGAAAGGAGGAUCCGUGGCAGAUAGAGUAGCGAGCAUUGAAAAAGAACAAAAACAAGAAGAGGGACGAGAUGGUGCAUCAACGCCACCUCCGCCUACGACUGAAAUCAUUCUCUCGGACGACGAAGACGAAGAGAAAAUGGACGAGUACAACGCGCACGGUGUCUCGCACGUGUUUGAGCUCGAAGAUGUGUUCACCGAAGCCGUUUCGGAUUUAGAUUGGUCGUUAGAUGGUUCAGCUUUGCUCGCGUGUUCCGCGAAAGGUAAAGAAAUUCGCAUGUAUAAGCUCAACGAUAACAAUUCUGGGAACACAAACAACGCGACGAAAUAUUUUCGCUCGGGCACUCUCGAAGCUGUCGUACAAAUAUCAGAAAAUCCAAGGAGCGUAAAGAUACAUCCGGUGAGAACGAACUUGGCGCUAAUCACUACGAAACAGCGAAGUGUAAUGUUAGCGGAUGUGAACUCUUCGCAACCGCCGGACAGAGUUCGCGUGCAAGGUGAUCCCGAAGCUGGAUUGAAAGAAAUUUGUUUCAACACGUCUGGGAGACUCGCGUAUUUCGGCGACGACACCGGAAGAGUCUUUACGCUUUCCUGCAUAGAACGGAAAGACUUUACGAAGAAGUUAUCCAUCUCGAAACUUCUGAAUAAAGGUAAGAAAAGCAGUAACAACUCGUCGUUAGCGAAACAAACUGAUCCAACUUCUCGACGGAUAAAAGAAGAGAAGAACAAAAACGAUAUGCGUAGAAGUAAUAGCAGUAGCGGCGAUAUGGCUUCAAAAGGCGGCGAAGGCGAUGACAGCGGGGGAGGUGAUCACGCCGCUGAAAAUAACGAUAAUGCUAAUAACGAUAAUAACAACAACGGAAUUAACGGUGAAGCCUCUGAAAGUCCUGCCGCUCCUGCCGCUAAAAAGUCUUUGAUGUCCGCGUUAAAACCGGAAGAGAUUAAAGAAAAAGCGAAAGAGAAGGCGAAUUUGAUGGCGAAGCGCAUGAAGGACGACGUGAAAGUGGCCAUGAACAAAGUGAAGACUUACGCGAAAGAAAAAGCGACGAAGCCUUCCCAAGGAUUUUCGCUCACGGUUUUGCACGUGAAUAGUUUAGGCCAAGAGCGAUCGCCCGUGUGCGCUUUAUUUUGGUGCGCGUACGUUGCUUCGAUCAACGCGCCCGUCCUCGCCGUGGCUACGGCAAACGGGAAAAUUCGAUUACUCAGAAUUGUCGAUUUAGGAACGUCUGGCGACCAUUUAGUGCCAAUUGCGACGGCAUCUAUGCCGUCGCAACGCGGUGGUUUUUCUUUUUGUCCGGCUAAAGUCUCCACCGCACCGCCGAUGGUCGCCUCUCCGCGCGAUAAAGUCACCGGUCUGGUGUGCGAAAUUUUGCAAACGAAAAAUUCGCUCUCGCAAAACGAGGAAGGCCAGGACGAGCGGAAUUACGAGAUCAAGCAAGUCCUCGAAACGCGAGAGGACGACACGUUCUUCAGCGAUGGCGAAGAUGAGACCAAGCAAGAUAAACCAAAAACGCCCGCGCUCGCGUUUUGUGCGGAUUCGUUCUCCUUUUCGAGCGACGGAUUAAGAUUAGCCGGUAGCAACGCGAACGGAAAAGUAGCGAUUUGGACCAGUUUUGCGAUGUAG